AUGGCGUCCGCACACCCCAAUCUCUACAGCUUCCCCGACGCCGAAUCCCUGGCUGGACAAUUGCGAACCUACGUCCUCCGCUGCCAGAACGCCGCCCUCGCCCGCCAUGACACCUUCCGUGUCGCGGUCUCCGGCGGCUCCCUGCCCGGCCUCCUAGCCAAAGCCCUCCUCGCUUCUGACGACGGCACCCCCGAAGAUAUCCCCCACUUCUCUAAAUGGGACAUCUUCUUUGCCGACGAGCGCGCUGUACCACUCAAUCACGAGGAUAGCAACUACCGCCUGCUGAACGACGAGCUCAUCUCCAAGAUCCCCUCCGAACUCGGCACACCGGUCGUCCACCCGAUCGACGAGAAGCACGUCGGAGAUGAGGAUCCCCAGGAACUGGCCGAUCUCUACCAAGAAGAGCUGAUGCGCGUAUUUGCCGGCAAGGACAGCGUCAAGUUGCCCGUCUUCGACCUCAUCCUGCUGGGCUGUGGACCCGACGGCCAUACCUGCUCGCUCUUCCCUGGCCACGCUUUGCUCCGCGAGAAGGACGCUUGGGUCGCUGCUGAGAGUAACUCGCCCAAGCCUCCGCCUAAGCGCAUUACCCUGACCCUGCCUGUUGUCACCCACGCUGUCAGCAUUGCCUUUGUAGCAACUGGUUCGGGCAAGCAGGGGAUUCUCAAGCAGAUCUUUGAUCUUGAGGAGGGUGCUAGCCUGCCUUCUGCGCUGGUCAACCAAGGUGCUGGUGAUAAGGUUACUUGGUUCACUGAUCACCAGGCAGUGGACGGUGUCUCGUUCCCUCGUCGUGGAAGUCUUUGA
Molecule: messenger RNA, 801 nt
Organism: Penicillium bovifimosum
Lineage: Eukaryota; Fungi; Ascomycota; Eurotiomycetes; Eurotiales; Aspergillaceae
Product: 6-phosphogluconolactonase
Exons: 1
Coding region: 1-801 (266 amino acids)
Biological process (GO): pentose-phosphate shunt; carbohydrate metabolic process
Molecular function (GO): 6-phosphogluconolactonase activity
Source: RefSeq, a predicted model, not a curated record